Messenger RNA from Penicillium cataractarum, 2325 nucleotides. RefSeq lists its product as uncharacterized. The record is from RefSeq and is a predicted model, not a curated record. The transcript is spliced from 2 exons. Lineage: Eukaryota; Fungi; Ascomycota; Eurotiomycetes; Eurotiales; Aspergillaceae. Bases 1 to 2325 code for a protein of 774 amino acids.
AUGAGUGUUGUUGCCAGUAGACCAGAGAGCCCUGCUGUGCCUUACACCAUCCCUCACGAUGCCCCAAGCUAUAAAGAAUUCGGCGUGAGCGUUCAGCCUGUUCCCUCGCGCACCUCUUCCAUUUCCUCCUAUAAGACAAACUAUACAACCUCGACUACGCCGACGACAGCCUACUUGCCUUCGUCACCUACAUCGCCUACAUCUUCCUGUCGCCAAUUUGACUCGAUAGGGUCCAUCGCCGAGACCAUUGCGCCAGUUCAGCGCCGAGUGCCCCAGGAAGUCUACGACGUGAUCCUCAACAGCCUUGAGACCUUGCACAAGGCUCCAUACCAAACCGGCUGUACAACAUGCUUUCAGCGCGACUUGCACGCCUUGUCCCUGACCUGCCGGUCAUGGGAAAAGGCAGUCAGACCACGACUUUAUAAUCAAAUUCACAUUGUCGGGCAUGAUUCCCCCGCGCAAUUGAAAAAAUACCGCCUCAAGAGAGGAAGUCGCUUGAAGCUACUACGCCGCACCCUGCGCGAACGAAACAUGCUGGCCCAUCUCGUCCGCGAACUUCGGGUGCCUCAGAUGGAUUUGCUCUUCACAACAACGAAACAGAGCACACAAUGGCAAGAAUAUCGCGAUCUCGUCGCGUCCGUGGUCAUGGUUUGUCCAAAUUUAGAACGCCUGCUGGGUCUAUCGAUCCCCUACCACCACGAGUUCGAUCGUUUGACCCACGCGUUGUCGACCCGCAAGCGGCUGAAAGAGCAUAUUUGGGUGCUGGGCGAGGCAGCGGAGGUUUCAGAAAUGUCGCCCCGCAGUACCUCCUGCCCCGGCAGUCUAGGCCCGUCUCAGAUGUUCGAGUUUUUGAACUAUCAUGUCUCAUGGUCGAACUUGGAGACUUUGAUGCUGUAUGGGUUGAACGGGAACGGCGCAUUGGAGCCAAGUAUAUUCUUGCGCAUGUUUGAUUUGUUGCCGUCUUUGAAGAAUCUCUGCAUCACUUCCUUUAGUGAAGACGCUUUCGCGGAUACCACGCUGCUAUGCCUUCCACCGCUAGAAUCUCUGCGCUUGGAGAACCUGCCCGGUGUCACGGACCGUGGGCUUGUCCAGUAUACGUCGCGCCCUGAGUCCCGCUCGCUCAAGUCAUUCGUCUUGGUGGAACAGAAUGUGGAAUCAUUGCUGGUCAUCUCCAAAAUUUUAUCCUCCCUGACACAACUCGAACGGUUCAAGUUUGUGCAAUGUGACAAAUGCCCGGUCAUGCCUAACGAAGGCAUUGUCUUCCAGCCUAUAUUGGCAUCACCUAGUCUCAAAUACCUCCAUUGGGACGUUGCUUGCCCUGACCCAGGUACUGCGCUGACCCAACUUGACUCUCGCCCCUUCCAGCACCCCCUGAAACAAUCCGACACCCCAAACUCUCAUCUCGCUCAAAGUAUCCUUUCCGCUGGAUUCCCUUGCCUCGAGACACUUCGUGCUCCCAAUGAUGUGGAGCCUCCUGGUGUGCUCCAGGCUUCCUGCCGCCCUAUCAUCAGGGGCCAAGCACUGCUUCGACCGGACAGGUAUAGUCUGCCUCGCAGCUCACACGGUUCUGUCAGCACUCGGCCUCUGGCUUUGCCAGCUGGAAACAACUUAACUUCUUCUCGAAUUCGCGCACAAACCUUUAUCGAUAUGGCUGCGAAGGAUACGGAGAGUGGUAUGCCAGUGUUGAUCCAGGAUUACUCGGACGAUUUCAUUCCUGACAACGCAAUGGCCUCCCAGUUUGAAGAGGAGACGGAGCAAGAAAUGGAUGACUACGGUAUCUGGGCUGCAGCCGAGCGAUACAAGAAUGCACCUCCUAGGAAUGACGGCCCCAAAACUGUCUAUGAGUUCCAUAUGCCUGCAUUCAUGGGCCGCUCGGGUGUCAGGGAUCCUGCAACGGGAGCAUCUAUUCCUAAGUUCCUAUUGCGUCCUGAUAUCGCUGGGCAGGAAUCGGACGGUGGGUUGAUCGGGUGGAAGCAAUUGCUUGCCUCCAAUCAAUCACUGUCGUUCGCUGCCGGCGUGGGAGUUCAUUGCUUUGAAAAUGGCAAGAACCUUCCCAACCCGCCUCCAAUCGAUGAUAUUGCCUCUCCAUCCUCUACCAUAUCGCGGUUCGGAUGGGGCAGCCUGGGCAGUCGGUCAACAGGCACACCAGCAACUCCAACCACCCCAAUUACUCCCAUGAGCUUCGCCUCCUCCCAUGCACUCCCUUGGGAUAAAGAUACCUGCACCGGCUCCUGGAACCAUAAGAUGGGCCGGGACUGGUGGUUCCAUAUGGAACGCGACCGCCCAGGUAAUUCUGAGCGCAUCAGUGCGUUGCAGCUCUUCUGA